Theileria orientalis strain Shintoku is the source of this 513-nucleotide messenger RNA. RefSeq names its product peptide chain release factor. The transcript is spliced from 2 exons. NCBI's taxonomy places the organism in Eukaryota, Apicomplexa, Aconoidasida, Piroplasmida, Theileriidae. The record is from RefSeq and is a predicted model, not a curated record. Gene Ontology annotation, biological process: translational termination. The coding region runs from base 1 to 513 and encodes 170 amino acids.
AUGCCAAAUGAUUUAAAAUGUGUGGGAGGUGCCGAGUCCUUCGAUUGGUGCAAAAUGCUCGCUGAAAUGUACAAAAAGUUCAUCUCAAACUACAAGAAACCCACUGACACAGAUAUUUCGAACCUUCCAAGUUCCCUCAGGUUUAAGGAAGUCGAAAGUUCGCCAGGCAAUAUCGGCGGAUACAGGCGCGUGGAGUUCGACGUGAUUGGAGAUUACGCCUACCGCCUCUUCAAGGGCGAAACGGGCACUCACCGCCUAAUUCGUAACUCUCCGUUUAAUGCUGAGAAUAAGCGCCAGACCACCUUCGGCUCAGUGCAGGUCGUUCCCAUUCUCUCGGACUCCGACGAGGACGUCGUCAACUUCAAGCGGAAUAAACAGAUUCUCAAAAAGGACUUGAUCAUAGAGUCUAUGCGCAGCAGAGGCAAGGGGGGCCAAAACGUAAACAAGGUGGAGACUGCCGGUGUGUUUUUUUGUAGAUGUGUAUUUAACUUACCAUGGUUACCUGGCAAUUGA